Messenger RNA from Closterium sp. NIES-67, 2631 nucleotides. The record is from the annotation of a GenBank genome assembly. NCBI's taxonomy places the organism in Eukaryota, Viridiplantae, Streptophyta, Zygnematophyceae, Desmidiales, Closteriaceae.
CCAGCCAUUAGGUCAGAACCCGAGUUAUUGGAAAGUAGUUCCCUACGACUCCGAGUUCCCAAGGCCGGACCUCAGGUGUUUUCAGAGCUCGCGACGCAUGUAUGGCUGCGCGAAAAGAGCAUACGGGAUGUUACAGAUACCAGUCAGCUUGCGACGCUUUUCAAAAAGUGGUGCGAUUUGUAACCAGUCGGAUGUAACAGCUCCGCCAUCACCUUGCAACGCGAUGUGGGCUCCGGCUCAAUCGCGUUCGCGCGCUGCUGCAAGCUCGCGAUUCCCGUCUGUUGGCGAAGACGGAACAGAAAUGUUCCUUUGCAGCCUCGAGCUCAUCUCAUGACGGCAAGUUCGUUUUUUUCACCCAUCUACCAGUCAACCGCAAGCAUUCUCCUCUUUUUCGUAGACGAAGCGCCUCCUAGUACUCGGGCAGCGGGCGAGCAAAACGGAGGUUCAAAACAAAUUCGUUUUGGGCACGGAUCCGCCAUGAGUUCGCUGCCCAAAAAUUCCGUCAUUGUUGGCGAACGAGCCGCGGGAUUUCCCUCGGGCUGAUCCGAACUUUAAGUAUCCGAUUUCCCAUUGGGCCUGGGCCCUUAGGGCAGCAAAACCGCACACCACCGAUUUCCACAACCGUCCGAAACUUCGGCUCCAAGCAGCGGGAUGGAGCCAACAUUUCGCGGAGUAGUUUUUUUGGGGCAGCAGAUUCGUUUUUUUUCCCGUCGUCCCUGCCCGCCAUGUUUCCCUCUCCCCAAGAGAGCUCCUCUUCCUCUGCCUUGGGAUUGCAUUGCCAACGCCUACAAAUCCACAUCCGCCUGCCAUUCCAUUUCACUCCAGCAACCGCAGUUCUUCUCGCUUUCAGUGCUCGAGCUCCCAGUCACACUUUCAGUCCUCACUUGUUCAAUCUUCUUCGUGCUCACGCAUCUGCUCCUCAGAUUUCAAUUCCUUGUCCGUUUAACCCUCUCAACUGACCAUGGCCUCCCGAAACUCCCCCGCUCUCCGCGGGUUCACCAGCCGCUCGAUCGACCACGAGUUCUGGAACGAGUUCAGCGUGGCCGACGGCACGUGGCUGUACGUGCCACUGACCUCCUGCUCUGUCGACCACGAGUUUUGGAAGGAUUUCAGCGAGGAGGCUUGCACAUGGCUCUCUGGCCCGCUGUGCUUCUCUUCCGCUCAAGAUUCUUCCAUCGAGCAUGCUUUUUGGGAGGACUACUCAGAAGAGGAGUGCACGUGGCUGUACGCUCCAUGGAUUCCGUUCAGCGAACCCGUUGUGACCUUGACGCUUUGUGCAGCACCUGCUGCUGUCAACACUGCGCUCAGCAGCACGUCAACGACUGGCUGCAGCAGCAGCAGCGCUAGCAUCGCCAGCAGCAGCAGCAGCAGCGGCAGCAGCAGCGCGAGCAGCAUGAUCAGCAGCAGCGAAACCAGCAGCAGCAACAGCAGCGAAUGCAUCAGCAGCAGCAGCUCCAGGCGUGCGAACAGCGCUGGCACGAGCAUGAGCGCGAGGCGGAAGCAGUGGGUGCAGACCGUUGCAUUCCGUGUGGGGCGCUUCAACGAGGAGGACGAGUGCAAGCCGCGCUCCCCCCGUGCCUCGCUGGGCUUCUCCCCCCUGCGACCCAAGGCCGUGGCGAAGCCGGCGAGCAAGAAGCCCAGGCCCAGGGAUGUCAUGGCAAGCGCCGCUGCUGUCAGGUCCAGAGCGGUGCAGAGCGGCCAGGCCACGGCGGCAGCUGCAGCAGUCAAGGCGACGCCAGCUAAGGCCGCGCCAGCUAUGGCGACGCCAGGUAAGGCAACGCCAGCUAAGGCGACGCCGUCUAAGGCGACGCCAACUAUUGCUACGCGUGCGAAAGCUGCUGGGAAGGAUGGUACAGCAAAGGCUGCUGCUGUUGUGAAAGCUGCCGGUGCUAAGGGAGGUGCUGGGAAGCGUGCAGCAGCGAAGGCUGCACCUGCUGCAGGGGUAACGGCUGAACCGAUCAGCAGCGGGAAGGUGGCGGCCAAGGGUGUGGUGAGUGCAACGGCAGGGAAGACGCCAGUUGCUGCUGCUGGUGCAUCCCAGAUUUCUAGAAAUGCGUCUGGAAUUCCCAAGCCGGCGCCUGCGAUUCCCAAGCCUGCGGCUGCGAUUCCCAAGCCUGCAUCUGCGGUUCCCAAGCCUGCGUCUGCGAUUCCCAAGCUUGCGUCUGGAAUUCCCAAGCCUGCUUCGGGAAUUCCCAAGGCUGCGUCAAGAAUAGCAGCAGCAGGCGUGGCAGUGAAGUGAAGGUGCAAAGCAUCAGGCGGAUCCAGUGCCUCGGCAGAGGGUCAUGGAGGGUGGAAGGUCAUUUAAAGCAGUGAGACGGGCAUGUGGCAUGGCUGGUGGGGGCUAGUUGGAGGGCAAUGGAGGGUCGUACCCCUUUUUCCACCCUGCUUGCAGGGUGUUGUGGGAGAGAUGGGAGGAGAGGUGGAGGAAUGAGGAAAGCUGGAGUGUGGUCAGUGGGAUGUGGAGGGGCACUGGAUCUGCUGCAACAUACUAGAUUUUCUCAUUAUUUAUUAGUAAUCUGUUACUAGUGUAGUGUGUCCUUAGCAGCUUGUACUGAUUCAUAUUAUAUAGUCCAUGUGUGGUAUCAUUGCCUUGUCAAGUGGGUGUGGGGGCAUUAAAGGUGUGAGUGGAAG